This is a messenger RNA of Linum tenue, 300 nucleotides long. The record is from the annotation of a GenBank genome assembly. Lineage: Eukaryota; Viridiplantae; Streptophyta; Magnoliopsida; Malpighiales; Linaceae.
GUUCCAAGGUCGUCCAAGAAGCUGUUUGAAGAUAAUGAAUAUGCUCUCUACACUGUAACGCUAUUCCGUCGUGUGGCAGACAAUUUCAGAACAACUUCUCUGGAGAAGGGGUUCCAAAUUCGUGACUUUGAAUAUAGCUCCGAAGCACAGGAAGGUAGGAAGCAAGAGAUGGACAAACUAGUUCAAGAUCAAGAAAGUUUGAGAGGCUCUCUUUUGCAAUGGUGUUACACUAGCUAUGGGGAGGUUUUCAGCUCAUGGAUGCACUUCUGUGCUGUGCGUAUAUUUGCAGAAAGCAUUUUG